This is a messenger RNA of Heterobasidion irregulare TC 32-1, 931 nucleotides long. RefSeq lists its product as uncharacterized. The annotation marks the transcript as partial. The record is from RefSeq and is a predicted model, not a curated record. The transcript has 3 exons. Lineage: Eukaryota; Fungi; Basidiomycota; Agaricomycetes; Russulales; Bondarzewiaceae.
CAUGAACACCACCUCCGACUUUGUCGAAGUCAUCGCCCAGAAAAUCGCCUACUACACCGUCGUCGUCGAGCGCUGCCAGUCGGACCUCCGCUUCCGCGUCCUCGACGACCGCACGCUCCAGAAGCACUACAAAAGGGCGUGCAAGCAGUGGCUGCGGUACCCCGCCGUGUAUCCCGUGUACAUGCCCGCCGUCGGCGACGCGACGAGCAAGACCGCGUUCUUCCGCAAGUGCGACGCCGUGUGCGCGUCGAGGCCGGACACCCCUCUCGACUACUUCCUGGUGAUCUUUGCGGCCUCCGGGGCGAUCGAGGUCCUCAUCUCGCACGAAUACAAUGCGCUGGACAGCAGCACGAGCCUCGCCAUCUUCAACGCGGCCCAUGCGCGAGCGUACCCCAAGGCCCCGAUGCCGCUGCCGUCGCCCCCGAACGACCUCGCCCGUGCCCCCACUGCCACUCCCCCGAAGCCCGCCACCACCCCCGCCACCGCCACCCCGCGCGUGUCGCGCGCGGACUCGGACGCCGUCCGCUGGGCAGACGCGCUCCUCGACACGUCCAUCCGGUACAUCGACGCGGGCACGAACGUCGCGCAGACCUGCACCGUCGUCGACCACGGGGCGAGCAUCCGGCGCGGCGAGUACUUCGGGGUCCGGUACGAGGACGGCCGGGCGGAGGAGAUCUCGGGGCGCAAGAUGCGCGAGAUUUGGAAUAAUCGCAUCGGGGGCACGGGCAAGAGCACGAGCACGAGCACGAGCACGAGCAAGAGCAAGAGUCCGAGCAAGAGUCCGAGAACGAGAACGAGUCCGCCGGUGCUGGCGCCGAAGCCGGAGCCGGACGCGGGUGGCGUGCAGCCUGUGCGGCUGCCGUGGGUGGUUGCGUAGCUUAAGUUUGUGUGCAUUUCGUGUUAUUGUCACCGUUCGUGAAGUGGCUUCUCC